AUAUGAUAUGUCUUUGUAUUAUCGCCAAGACGCUAUCGGCUCACCCAAAGAUACGUAUCCUUUGCCAGCUCGAGUUCAAGUAGGCAGUUUCUUCACAAAAUAGCCGUGGUCUGCUGAAACUGGACGGACGGAAAAUGAUCAGGCAUCCAUAUAUUUAUAAAUAUAAAUAUGUAGCUACACACGUUGGGCAAAAUCGCUGAGCUUUACAUUGAGCUGGACUGGACUUCAUAUAACAACCAUGCGACGCACUGAAGACAUCGGCUGGUUGGACGUAGGACUUGCCGAAGACGGCCGGUUUAUCAUUCACGACCAUAACCGACUUACCCAGACCUUGGGGAUGUUACCUAACCCUGAUAGCCAGAUUCCGUCUCUAUGCCUUUUUCUUGGAGCUGUAUCAAAGGACAAGGCACUCCAACAAAUCUUUCCACAGAAUAAUAUCAGAAGGCAUAAAUCAGGGUCUGUUAUAGGACUGAGAUAUGAUAUCACGUCUUUAGAUUCACCCACACCUAUCCUUUUCGCCGAUGGAGAUCCGCAGCUCAACCCCAUACCCGGGAAACGACCUGAACUUGGGGUUAGUUACCCAGUCAUAUGGGAUGCUGCAACCGCAAAAGCAGUCCUGCAUGUUCUUUGGUGUCGAUUGAUGUUUAUUUUUGCAGAUGUUGUCUGCAUAUUCGCCGACGAUUUUGCCAGUUUCUCGGAAUUGGUUGAAUUCCUGAUUGAAUGUCUGGUUGGCCCGUCAGCAUCAUCUUUGCCGUCGGCAGUACGGCCACGGCUAGUGGUCGUCCUUGCCAGUGGGCUGGACGUGUCAAAAGAAACGAUGUUAACCGAGCAGCUUUAUGGCCAAAAUGGCCGGACCAGCUCACGGUCUCUAGGCGGAGCAUUUUCUUCUAUCAAUAUGAUUCGGCUUGGAGAUACGUGUCUAUCAGAAAGGGUGAGACAUGAACGGCUUAGGGCGCUAGUCCAGGGCCAGCUCGCUGAUAUGCAACUGGUCCGCCAUGAUCACCGGGCACAAUUCACUGCUCUUCACCUGGAUGGCCUGUUUCAAUCAGCUCUAAGGCAUAUAGCGACUCAUGUUGAUCAUCCGUUUAACUUCAUUCGGGCUACGAGAGAAACCCGUAAAAUUCCCCCAAAUAUAAUUGACCACCUAGCCCACUACUGUGAAAUUGGACAAUCUGCUGGUUAUACCUAUGAUGAGCUGGCACCAACCAUUGCUUCUACCCUUCUCAUGGAUUUCUAUAUUCCUGGUGCUGUUGUGUAUGAGCCUAGGUCGGUUUUCCGCACGUUAUACCGUACCUCAGUUCUCCGUGGUAUAUGCGCAUUCAUGCAUGGUGCCUUAAAAGUUGCAACAGACGAUCUGCUAGGCCUGAUUGAAUGCAAUAUGGUCUACCUGUUCGAUAAGCUUGAGCGGGAGGCAAUAGAUUCAGCAACUCUUCGUAAACAAGAGCUCCUGUCUUAUCGCGGCCGGCUAUGUCGACUGCGGUCCACCCGAAUUUGUCUAUAUUGUCUCCUACAUACUGCUCAACAUUCUUUGUCCUGUGGUCACACAAUAUGCGACAUCUGUGCUCAGGUAUUUGGGAGGCCAGCGACAGAUGCAGACUAUCAGUUCACAAUUACUGAGUGUCUGUACUGCCUUUAUAAAAGCCCAUUGGUGGUUGAUGUGCUUCCCCCAACCAUGAACCCGACGAUUCUUGCAAUUGAUGGAGGCGGCGUCAGAGGAGUCAUCCCACUUGAGUUUCUUAUACUUGUGCAGGAGAAGCUUGGUCCAUCUUGCUCAAUUCAUGAGCUGAUAGAUCUCGGUAUUGGAACCAGCUCAGUAGGUGGACUUAGCAUUCUGGGACUUCUGAAGAUGGGAUGGGAUGUUCAGACAUGCUCUACCGUUUUUGAGAGCCUGGCACGACGAAUAUUUCAGAGCCGACGCAGCUCGUCGUUAUCCCAGUCCUUACGAUCCAAUUCUGGUGGCCGGUAUUUGAUCUCUUGCUUCCAUAAAUGGCUCCUGUGGCUUCUUUACGACGGUUGCUAUGAUAGUCAUGUCUUUGACUCUGCUUUAAAGGAGGCCUUUGGGGAACAGACUCGUCUAUUUGACUCCAGAGCUCAUAUAUCCUCCAGGCAAUCAUCUUCAGGCACCAGGUUAGGAGUUGUUGCCGCAAGUAUCGCUAAGAACACCCGCUCUUUUAUUUUUGGCAAUUUCAACACUCCCGAAAUUGUGAAGGACGGCUGCAUCAAAUGCACCCAACUACCCUGCAACUGUGAACCCUCAAAUAUCGAAGCCCGUGACCUUAAUAUCAUUCGCCCAGCGCAGGCUGAUCUGGAACCAUCAAUUUGGGAAGCCGCCAGAGCCACGGCAGCCGCGCCUUUCUUUUUUCCACCUGCCUAUAUCCGAGGCAUUGGCUCCUUCCAGGACGGUGGACUCACGGAUAAUUUCGCUGCUGACAUUGCUCGUCGUUUAUGUCGUCAAAUAUGGCCCUCACGCAAGCAACCGGCCCGAUUACUAUCUCUAGGGACUGGGAGAAUGAGCCAAACCUCAGACAAGUCACCCCAGUUUCGUCAUGUAUUCAGGGAUGGUUUUCUGCGGCGGGGCUUCGACGCCUGGAUGUCUUCCAUGGAUACAGAGCCCAAGUGGCAAGCGAUGAUCAGCCACUUAGAUCCCAUCCAAAGAGAAGCUUAUACUCGGUUCAACGUACAGCUACAAGAUAUACCUGAUUCUAUUGACAACAUCGACACCAUGGAUGAAUACCGCAAUCUAGUUAUUCUUCAACCAGGUAGUGCCAGACUUGCUAAAGAUAUUGCUAUAGGGUGGCUAGUCGCCCGUUUCUACUUUGUCCUGGACCUCAUGCCCGAGACAACCACGGCGCCGUUUUGGUGCCAUGGGACUAUCCGAUGCAAGGGCAAUGCAACCCACAUAGUAGCCGCCCUCCAGAGUCUCUGGUCCCAGCGAGUUGACUUUACUACUGAUACAGAUGCCCUUGGUCGCUUCAAUGGUCUGGAGGACAUUUGCUCUGCUUGUAUGCGGUACCGCAAGCCAGUAUCUGUUCUGGUUCAUCACUUGGAGGAGACUGUGAACAUCCACUUGCGAGCUGGCACGCAGAGACACUGGAGAAUCAACGGGUUUCCGGAGUGCAUGCAGUCGUUCAUUGCAAAACAAGAACUCCGCACAGUCUUCGGCCGAACCGCCCAUGAUUGCCCCACUGCUGCAGCCUGUUCGGAGUGUGAUUCCUACGAGAUCUCGCUUCGAGGCAAGCGCAGAAAACGGGACUCGGAAUUAUCCCACAGUGGCCAAAGGAACAAGAGAGUUUGCGUCGAUGUGGGGCAGUUUCGGGCGGAUUAG
This is a messenger RNA of Aspergillus sclerotioniger CBS 115572, 3325 nucleotides long. Its product is annotated as patatin-like phospholipase family protein. Gene Ontology annotation, cellular component: membrane. The transcript is spliced from 5 exons. Gene Ontology annotation, biological process: arachidonate metabolic process. Bases 239 to 3325 code for a protein of 1028 amino acids. The record is from RefSeq and is a predicted model, not a curated record. Lineage: Eukaryota; Fungi; Ascomycota; Eurotiomycetes; Eurotiales; Aspergillaceae.